Molecule: messenger RNA, 2840 nt
Organism: Anguilla rostrata (American eel)
Lineage: Eukaryota; Metazoa; Chordata; Actinopteri; Anguilliformes; Anguillidae
Product: zinc finger protein 501-like
Exons: 1
Coding region: 229-1671 (480 amino acids)
Source: RefSeq, a predicted model, not a curated record
GAUGUACACCACACACACAUAUCACUGAUUAAAACAGAAACUGAUUUGGGUUUGACUCAAAUUGGGGAUCUUUCUAAGACCGAGAACCUAGACAGUACAGAUCUGGGGUAUAUAACCAAUCUGCACCCUGACCAAAUCAAAACAGAGGCUGAUAAUGGAGGAUACUUGAAGCCAGAACAAAUCAGUGACUUGGAGGAUAUUAAAUGUGUUCUUAUUGAAUCUGAUCAAAUGAAGUGUGAAUCCAGUGAAAAUAUAGUGAGGGAUGUCAUGAACACUGUGAUCCCUGGAGCUGGUGUUGAUCACAAAGACCAGACUGAACCAUUUCAAUGUGCUGGAGAGCCAAAUCAAAACUAUAAAAGUAGCCACCUCAGAAUUCAUACAGGUGAAAAGCCCUACAAAUGUAUUAAUUGUAGGAAAUGUUUUCAUAGAAAUUCUGCUCUAAAUGAACAUCUGAAAAUUCAUUCCGGUGAACUGGCGUACAAGUGUACACAGUGUGACAAAUGUUUUGGCACAAAUUCUGCUUUAAAGAAACACCUUAGAAUUCAUACAGGUGAAAAGCCGUACAGAUGUACUCAAUGCGGUAAGUGUUUUACUACAAGUUCUGAUUUAAAUAAACACCUGAGAAUUCAUACAGGUGAAAAGCCCUACAAAUGUACUCAAUGUGGGAAGUGUUUUUCCCAAGCAAGUGCUUUAACUUGCCACCAGAGAAUUCAUACAGGUGAAAAGCCCUACAAAUGUACUUGGUGCCGGAAGUGUUUUUCCCAGGAAAGUGCUUUAAAUUGCCACAAGAUGAUUCAUAAAGGCGACAGUCCUAACAAAUGUCCUCAUUGUGGGAAGAGCUUUUCCAGAAUGUCUAAUUUAAGUAGGCACCUGAGAAUUCAUACAGGUGAAAAUCCCUACAAGUGUACACAGUGUGGGAAGUGCUUUUCCACAUUAUCUAAUUUAAGCAGCCAUCUGAGAAUACAUACAGGUGAAAAGCCCUACAGGUGUACUCAGUGUGGGAAGUGCUUUUCCCAAAUGUGUCAUUUAAAUAGCCACCAGAGAAUUCAUACAGGUGAAAAGCCUUACAAAUGUAGUCAGUGUGGGAAGUGUUUUUCCCAAUCAAGUGCUUUAAGUUGCCACAAGAUGAUUCAUGCAGAUGAAAAUCCCAACAAAUGUCCUCAGUGUGGGAAGUGCUUUACCACAAAAUCUAAUUUAAAUAUCCACAAGAGAAUUCAUACAGGAGAAAAGCCCUACAAGUGUACUCAGUGUGCCAAGUGCUUUUCCAGAAUAUCUCAUUUGAAUGUUCACCAGAGAAUUCAUUCAGGUGAAAAACCCUACAAGUGCAUUCAGUGUGCAAAGUGUUUUCAUACAAAUUCUGCUUUAAAUGAACAUCUAAGAAUUCAUACAGGUGAACUGCCAUAUAAAUGCACCCAGUGUGGGAAGUGUUUUUCCACAAAAUCUAAUUUAAAUUCACACCUGAAGAUUCAUACAGGUGAAAAGCCCUACAAAUGUAUUCAUUGUGGUAAGUAUUUUAGUACAAAUUCUGCUUUAAAUAAACACCUGAAAGUUCAUACUGAUGAAAUGCCGUACAAGUGUACACAAUGUGACAAGUAUUUUAAUUCAAAAUAUUAUUUCCAUUCUCACCUGAAAAUUCAUAUAGAUGAGCAGACAUACAAGUGUUCAGUGUGAGAAGUGUCUUCAUUCAAAUUGUGCUUUAAAUGUGGAAGUGUCCCUGAGCAAGACACCUAACCCCUAAUUUCUCCCAACGAGCUGAUUGGUACCUUGCAUGGCAGCCUUUCACCAUUGGUGGAGGCUACGUUAAGGUUGACAGUUAAUAUCCAAAAACUGGCAAAACAUCAUGGAAAGCACUAUAAACAGAGGAAAUCGCAGAAAAGGCAAAAGAUUGAUAAUGUCAUGGAAUCUGUGAGACCUGCAACUUCUGUAACAAGCACCCAACCUUACUGAUCAGUAUAUCCCAGUAGCAAUCCCCAUCUUUAUUGUAUGAAAUAAUAUUUUUUAUUAUCAUGCUAUAUUAAUGCAGUGGUGGGGGUAUUUAGCCUGUUUUGUAAUAUUGUGCAAUAUCCGUCCCGUAAAUUACACCCUUGCAUAAGUCAUUUAAAUCACCACCAAAUCUCAGUGAAAAAUCAGAGAAGUGCACCCAGUGUUGGAUCUACUUUUAACUGUACACCUGAGAAAUCAUACAAUCAUUAGAUGUUCUUCAGGUUUAAACUAAAACUCCAUGACCAAAAAAACAAUUCCUUCAGGUGUAUAACCUGACAAAUGUACCCCUGUAGACAGGAAAGCCUCCUUUACAUGAUGCACUGUGCGUGGGACGUGUUUCAGAUGUCUAUGAAAUUUAAAGAACAACCUGAUAAUUCAUCGUAAAAAAAAAAAUCCCUUCAUAUUUUUUUAUAUUUUUUACCCUGGGGGUAUUUCAUGAAGCGGGAUUAUGGAGUUAGCUGGACAUCUACGCUCAUUUGAAUUCCUUGUUAAUGUACAAUAUAUUUCCUUGUCAAUUGCAGGGUGAUAUUUUUAGUGGUGAAAUUGACACCUGUGUAAUUUGUUUGAAAGAAACAAUGUGAGAACUGUUUGGAUGUAAUGUAGAAUGAAACAUUGUAAUGUUUAUUGUAAACUUGUAUUCUGUGAAUUAACUUGAAAUGACUGUCCUUUUCAUUACUGCCAAUGUAGAGGCUGUAAUGGGUAUGUCAGCUGAAGCUGAUCAUUAGACAUCAGAUGGUAUGUUUUUAUCAGAUUCAUCAGUUGAUCUUUGUUCAGCCUUUAUUUUUCAGUGUUGUAUAUGAAUAGUUUUACACUGUGAAUGUCUGCAUAACAAGGCCACGUAAAUUUCUGUAAAAAUU